Messenger RNA from Drosophila sulfurigaster albostrigata, 740 nucleotides. RefSeq names its product terminal uridylyltransferase Tailor-like. Lineage: Eukaryota; Metazoa; Arthropoda; Insecta; Diptera; Drosophilidae. The record is from RefSeq and is a predicted model, not a curated record. Bases 45 to 635 code for a protein of 196 amino acids. Gene Ontology annotation, biological process: mRNA 3'-end processing; mitochondrial mRNA polyadenylation. The transcript is spliced from 4 exons. Gene Ontology annotation, molecular function: poly(A) RNA polymerase activity.
UGCUAGAUGCUAAAUGCCAUGAUAUUCGGGCUGUGAGUGUUCCGAUGAACUUACAAUACGAUAUAAAUUGUAGCGGCGAUCUUGCUUAUUGUAAGAAUAAACUGGUGAAGUAUAUAUUUGACUUGCAACCCAUAGCUCGUUAUAUGGUUAUUUAUUUGAGAGAUUGGACAAAUAAACACAAUCUAAGCGGAAGCUUCCGAAGCCACAUAAUUGUCAAAAUGGUCAUCUAUUUCUUACAAGUAGCAAAAUUUCUACCAGGAAUUCAACAUUUUCUCAAAAAUCAAUUAAUCACAAGUAAAGAUUGUGAUGUCGAUUUCAUUGAGUUGAAAUUAUCAUCCUUUAAUAUGAGCAAAAUCAUAGUUAAUGAGACCGAAACACGAAAAAUAUUAACCAAAUUUUUUCAAUACUACUCAAACUUUUCAUUUUCGUAUUACACAAAUUGCCCUUAUUUGGGAUUUGAAGUAUCGACCUCGUCGCUUUCUACAAAAAUGCCCAAGAGUUUUACCAAUCCAUAUUUUUACCGAGAUGCCAUUGUUGCUCAAGACAUGUUUUACUUGAACUAUAAUAAAGCAAAACCUAUGAAACCAUGUUCUGUUGAGCACUUCAAGGCGGCGUGCCGAAAGAGUAUUGUAUAAAAUCCAACAUUUCACUUGAAAAUUAAUCUAUUCUCAUAAUGUUACAAAUUUAAUUAAUGAAGUAAAUAACUGAAAUAAAAUAUUUUGCUACCAUUUGAAAUUUAA